This is a messenger RNA of Dendroctonus ponderosae (mountain pine beetle), 1029 nucleotides long. RefSeq lists its product as uncharacterized. Bases 95 to 664 code for a protein of 189 amino acids. Lineage: Eukaryota; Metazoa; Arthropoda; Insecta; Coleoptera; Curculionidae. The record is from RefSeq and is a predicted model, not a curated record. The transcript has 2 exons.
GAAGAAUUUAAUGGUUAGGAGUUAACCUCUGCGAUCUGUGGUUAUGCAAAGCUAAAAUUCCUCUCUUUAAAGUUUCUUGCUUACCAAAUCUGUCAUGAGUCGUUCUUGGAAAAACAACCCCAACAGGCCUCCGGUCGGCUUUGUCUACUUCAACCCUGAAAACUCUCAAUCUAGUGCUAGUGGGGCUUCUAUGGAAACAUCAGACUUUGUCAGUUUCGAAAGCAGUACCACGAAUGAGGAGUCUCCACAUGGCAAGCGCAUGUUCCUGAACUUUUCGCCCCACAACUGCAGCAGCCCCCGGCCGUCGCCCCACAAAACCAACUACAGAUCCCCCAGGCCGCCCUUCUAUUCUCCAGUUUAUGAAAGAGGACAAAGGGGCUCAUGGAGGAAAAACUCAGGGCUGACCAGGCACUCACCUAAUAGUUUCGAGGAACGAGGGAACUGCAGCAGGAAUUUCAGCUUCAAAAGGGACCCGAAUUCAAGCAGGACGCAGCACACAGAUGGGUCUGUGUUCUUCGAUCCGUCAUGUUUAGAAGACCCCUGGCUCGAACUAAGUGAAGAAUACGAGAAAAAGCGAAAUGAAACUUUAGACCAGUUCCCCAAUGAAUCGUCCAGCAGCAAUCAGUCUGAUGAAGAGUCAGACACGGAGAUGAAACAGCCGUAGAAAGUUCCCGUAGGGCCACAUGAAAGGAACUUUUGAAUACCAAAGGAAUGUCGGGUUACCCAGACCGAAGGAACCUGAAGCUACUUCAAGUCAUACCUUUAAUUUUCCAUAUUUUACAGGAAGGAUUAUUCUUAACUUAAAUCAACUGAUAUACAAUAGUGGCCACAAAAAUUAGUUUCUACGAGCAUUUAACAGCUAAGAUAAAUUGUCAAUAUAUCACAAGAGCAGUAUUACAUUAUAAAGACUUUCUCCACCGUUUUGUAUGAAAACAGCUCUUUGGUCUUGGGGCAAAUGACGUGACCAUCGUUUUCUUUUGCCAUGUGAGCGAGUGCCUGAAACGAACUAAUUAAACGAAAUCAAUCGAA